Molecule: messenger RNA, 5590 nt
Organism: Microcebus murinus (gray mouse lemur)
Lineage: Eukaryota; Metazoa; Chordata; Mammalia; Primates; Cheirogaleidae
Source: RefSeq, a predicted model, not a curated record
UGGCAUGGAGGACCAGGUGGAGGACGAGGUGGAGGAUCAGGAGGAGGAUGGCGUGGAAGACGGGGUGGAGGAGCAGGUGGAGAACGACGGCCUCCUUUGCCUUGGCGCCUGUGGGCUGCGGGAAGGGGUGGAGGGGCAAAGAGGGGGCCAGCGAGGUCCUGACCCCCAACUGGGGGGUCGCCAGGGGACCUCCCAAGACUUGCAGAGGGAGCGGUUACAACAGAGGCAGCGAAGCCCCGUCACUUUCCCAGCAAAGCGCCUCCUAGCAUCAUCGCCACCCCUUCCGAAGCGCUUUCCGAAGCCGCGUCCCCGCCCGCCCCAGACCAGCGCCCGUCCGCGGUUUCGUCCCUGCUCCCCAGCGCCGCGAGGCCGUCGGAGCCGCCGGGCGGCAGCGCCAUCUGCUGGCCAGUGUUUAAACUGCGCGAUUAGGGCCUCUGGGUCUGAACUGGAAGAAGCGCCCCCUGCAAAGGGAAAAAGGAUAAACUGCGGAAAAGCGUUUAUAACGCUAACAGCCAGAGUUACAAAAGGUUCAAGGAAGUGGGCAUCUCUCACACUUAUGGGCACCUCCACGCUUGGUGGAGGAGUGAGUUAGUACAGCCUUUCUGGAGAGAGAUAAAUUAAUAUCAAAAUCAUAAAGUGUUUGUGAUUCAUAAAUAUGUACACUUUUUGUCAAUAAAAAAACAAAAUAAAAAUUUAAAGAGUAAAAACAGUGUUUUGAUUCAGAAAUGCCACUGUUAGAAAUUUCUAUAAGAGUGCACAAAUACAAAAAGACAUUUGGAUCAAAGUGUUUGCUCUCGUGUUGCCCCAAAAUAAGGAAAAUUUGCAACAUUAUGGAAUGGUUAAAGGAACUAUGGCAUAUGCAUUAGGAUAUGAUGAAACCACUAAAAAUAACGUGGAAGAAUAUUAUUAUAUCAUAGGGAAAUGCUCAUAUGCGUAGUUGCAAUUUAAAAAGCAGAUUGCAAAACUAUGUAUUAUGUACGACAUAGUAUGUGUUCAGGGUCGCCUCGUGGGCGAGCCAGUCCAGUCUGGGGGGGUGGGGGCGGGGCUUCCCCCCCUGGCUCCUCAGGAAGCGGCGCGGGGGUGUUUCCCGCACGUCCUGCAGACGAGGCCUCACAAGAAGGCUGGCUGCGGGAGCCUGCUGGGGUUGCUGGAGCUGCUGUGCCGUCUUGUCACCACGAGGACAGUGAAGGAAAAGCGGAACCGAGAGACUGAGACAGUGAAAGCGAGAGAGACGAGAGGAUAGAGUGUGAGUUCCUGGAGCCAAUUUGGCUUGAAACUAGUCUACUCCUGGACUUUUCAGGUUGUGAAAUGUGCUCGCAGGAGGCUUUUCAGGCACAGAGAAGCCAGCUGGUGGGGCUGCUGGUCUCGGGGUCCCUGGAAGGCUUUGAGAGCAUCCUGGACUGGCUGCUGUCCUGGGAAGUCCUCUCCUGGGAGGACUACGAGGGCCUCAGCCUCCUGCGCCACCCUCUCUCCCAGUCGGCCAGGCGCCUCUUGGACACCGUCUGGAACAAGGGUGCUUGGGGCUGUGAGAAGCUCAUCGCGGCCAUCAGGGAGGCCCAGGCCGACAGCCAGACCCCGGAGCCGCGUGACUGCUGGGACCCCCGCUCACUCCACCCGGCCCGGGGCCUGCAGAGUCACCGGCCAGUCAUCGUCAGGAGGCUCUACAGGCAUGUGGAGGGCGUGCUGGACUUGGCGCGGGAGCGGGGCUUCCUCAGCCAGUACGAGUGUGACGAAAUCAGGUUGCCGAUCUUCACGUCCUCCCAGAGGGCAAGAAGGCUGCUUGAUCUUGCCACAGUGAAGACAAAUGGAUUGGCUGCCUUCCUUCUACAACGUGUUCAGGAACUACCGGUCCCGGUGGCCCCGCCUUUGGAAGCUGCCGCGUGUAAGAAGUACGCGUCCAAGCUGAGGACCACGGUUUCCGCUCAGUCUCGCUUCCUCAGCACCUACGACGGGGCGGAGACGCUCUGCCUGGAGGACAUAUACACGGAGAACACGCUGGAGCUGCGGGCGGAGCUGGGCGUGGCCGGCCUCCCCGCCACGAGCCCGGCCACCCUGGGCCUGGAGGAGCUCUUCGGCACCCACAGCCGGCUCAACGAGGACGCGGACACCGUGCUGGUGGUGGGCGAGGCGGGCAGCGGCAAGAGCACGCUCCUGCAGCGGCUGCACUCGCUGUGGGCCGCGGGGCGGCACUUCCAGGAAUUCCUCUUCGUCUUCCCGUUCAGCUGCCGGCAGCUGCAGUGUGUGGCCAGGCCGCUGUCCGUGCAGACGCUGCUCUUCGAACACUGCUGUUGGCCGGACGCUGGCGGGCAGGACAUCUUCCAGUUCCUCCUUGACCACCCGGACCGCGUCCUGUUAACCUUUGAUGGCUUUGAUGAGUUCAGGUUCAGGUUCACGGACGGCGAACGUCACUGCUCGCCAACCGACCCCACAUCUGUGCAGAGCCUGCUCUUCAACCUCCUGCAGGGCAACCUGCUCAAGGGCGCCCGCAAGGUGCUGACCAGCCGCCCGGCGGCCGUGUCGGCGUUCCUCAGGAAGUACGUCCGCACGGAGUUCAGCCUCAAGGGCUUCUCGCAGGAGGGCAUCGAGCUGUACCUGAGGAGGUGCCACCGUGAGCCUGGCGUGGCCGAACGCCUCAUCCGCCUGCUCCGGGCGACCUCAGCCCUGCACGGUUUGUGCCACCUUCCCGUCUUCUCGUGGAUGGUGUCCAAGUGCCACCAGGAACUGUUGCUGCAGGUAGGGGGCUCCCCGAAGACCACCACGGAUAUGUACCUGCUGAUCCUGCAGCAUUUCCUGCUGCGCGCCUCCCCGCCAGACGCAGCCUCCCGCGGUCUGGACCCUGGCCUCCUUCGAGGCAGGCUGCCCACCCUCCUGCGCCUCGGCUGGCUGGCCCUCUGGGGCCUGGGCACGUGCUGCUACGUGUUCUCAGCGCAGCAGCUGCAGGCAGCACGGGUCGACUCUGACGACGUUGCUCUCGGCUUCCUGGUGCGUGCCCAGAGUGUCGCGCCUGGGAGCUCGGCGAACCUGGAGUUCCUGCACAUCACCUUCCAGUGCUUUUUUGCUGCGCUCUACCUGGCGCUCAGCCCUGACACGCCGCCAGCCUCACUCAGACACCUUUUCAACUGCCGCAGGCCGGGCAGCUCACCGCUGGCCAGGCUGCUGCCCGUGCUGUGUGUCCAGGGCUCGGGGCGCCAGGAGGACGGUGUGGAGGCUUUGCUGCAGAAGGCCGAGCCACACAACCUUCAGAUCACGGCAGCCUUCCUGGCAGGGCUGUUGUCCCGGCAGCACCGCGGCCUGCUGGCUGCGUGCCAGGUGUCCGAGACGGCCCUGCUCCGGCGCCAGGCCUGUGCCCGCUGGUGCCUGGCCCGCAGCCUCCGCAAGCACUUCCACUCCAUCCCGCCAGCCGUGCCGGGUGAGGCCAAGAGCAUGCACGCCCUGCCCGGCUUUGUCUGGCUCAUCCGGAGCCUGUACGAGAUGCAGGAAGAGCGGCUGGCACGUGAGGCUGUGCGCCGGCUGGACGUGGGGCACCUCAAGCUGACGUUCUGCAGCGUGGGCCCCGCUGAGUGUGCUGCCCUGGCCUUCGUGCUGCAGCACCUCCGGCGGCCUGUGGCCUUGCAGCUGGACUACAACUCCGUGGGUGACAUCGGCGUGGAGCAGCUGGUGCCCUGCCUUGGCGUCUGCAAGGCUCUGUAUUUGCGAGAUAACAACAUCUCAGACCGAGGCAUCUGCACGCUCAUCGAGCACGUUCUUCACUGCGAGCGGCUGCAGAAGUUAGCUCUGUUCAACAACAAACUGACGGAUGGCUGUGCCCACGCCGUGGCCAGGCUCCUUGCGUGCAGGAGGAACUUCCUGGCAUUGAGGCUGGGGAAUAACCACAUCACCGCCGCCGGGGCCCGGACGCUGGCCGAGGGGCUCCGAGGCAAUGCCUCGCUGCAGUUCCUGGGGUUCUGGGGCAACAAAGUGGGUGAUGAGGGGGCCCAGGCCCUAGCUGAAGCCAUAAGUGAUCACCAGAGCUUGAAGUGGCUCAGCCUGGUGGGGAACAAUAUUGGCAGUGCGGGUGCCCAAGCCCUGGCACUGAUGCUGGAAAAGAACUCCGCACUGGAAGAGCUCUGCCUGGAGGAGAACCGUCUCCAGGAUGAAGGUGUGUGUUCUCUCGCGGAAGGACUGAAGAGAAAUUCCAGUCUGAAAGUCCUGAAGCUGUCCAACAACUGCAUCAGCUCCCUGGGGGCAGAAGCCCUUCUGCAGGCCCUUGCAAGGAAUGGCACCAUCCUGGAAGUCUGGCUCCGAGGGAACACUUUCUCUCCAGAGGAAAUUGAGACGCUCAGCCACAGGGACGGCAGACUCUUGCUUUGAUGUCUCCAGGCGGACGCUCAUCUCGGCUUGUUUGGGAGCGAGCCGUGGGCCCGGGCCCCAGCAGCUGGAUGACAUCUGACAUCUGUUCACAUCGGCUCCCUCCUGCCCAGGGCUGAAUUCAUGUUCGGGACACACCAGGUCACCUUUAUUCUGGCACAGGAAGGAGCGUCAGUGCCCUUCAGAAUAGACUUUCCCCGAGCCUGCUUUUGCCAGCGACUUCUCCCCAAGAUUCAGUCCUGGGAUGUAUGAGAGGAGCAGCCCCUCCUCCGUAGCAAGGGGCUGGCCUCCCCUGACCCUCCAGGGUUCUGCCCUGGGUCAGCGGGGCCCACGGACAUGCCUGUCAACUGAGUGUCUCUUGGUGUAGAGACCUGGCCUUGAAUGAAAGACCCUCCCCCAUUUCUCACGAAGAGAGGGGUAUUCGGGAAGCAUCUUUCCACCAUGUGGACUCAUGGACUGUCCAUCCUGGCCAUUCCCCACCUCUGGUUCCUCCACUCGUCCUGGGCUUGCACAUGCUACUUCCUUUGAGGUUCAGAACGUCCGUGAUCUCAGCUUUCACAUUACACCACCUCAGCCCUGGCACCCCGGGCGGGAAGAGCUGCAACUUAGCCUGUUCUUCUUUCUGGUGCUUAAGAUAUCCUAGGAAUGGGGACACGUGACAGCCAUUUGCUCCCCGAAACAUUCUGGAUUUGCAAGAAAAAUAUGACCACACUCCAGCUGGUAUCACACGUGGACUUUUCUUUCCAGUGAAAUCAAUUACUCUUCAGUUAAGCCUUUGGAAAUGGCCCCGCUUUAAAAAGCUCCAAAUGCAGCUUUUUAAAAUUAAUCUGGGCCAGAAUUUCAAACGGCCCCCUAGGCUGCUGGUGUGUGCCUGUGAGCUGAACUCGGACAAUAGACUUCUGAAAUACAUCUGUAAGAGACGGUCCAUUUUAUUUGUGCCGGAAUGCUUUAGGUUAUACAGUUAUGGAUUGAAAGUUUACAAGGGCAAAAUCAGGCUCUUCCUUCUAAGCAUGUGACUUUCUGGAUUAUUCAAAAUGAUGCAUGUCGAAGCCUUUGUAAAUUGUCAGGUGCUGUGCAAAUGUUAUUAUUUUAAACAUUAUUAUAUGUGAAAACUGGUUAAUAUUUAUGAACUACCUUGUUUUAUUCUCCCAAGUUUAUACUUUUAUAGACAACAUGACCAUGAACUUUAUGCUGUAAAUAAUCACAGAGGAAUAAAUUAUGGAGUCACCACAGCCCUCUUCAU